Messenger RNA from Microdochium trichocladiopsis, 830 nucleotides. Its product is annotated as Cerato-ulmin hydrophobin family. The record is from RefSeq and is a predicted model, not a curated record. The transcript has a single exon. Gene Ontology annotation, cellular component: extracellular region. The coding region runs from base 86 to 415 and encodes 109 amino acids. NCBI's taxonomy places the organism in Eukaryota, Fungi, Ascomycota, Sordariomycetes, Xylariales, Microdochiaceae.
CAGCAACAUACAGCUCAUCGCCUUCCCAAGCACUCAUCCUCCUCCCAAAUCUGCUUCACGGCUCUCCACAACAUCAACUUCCAAGAUGAAGACCUCUUUCGCCAUCGCCUCCAUCCUCCUCGCCGCCAGCUCCGUCCUGGCGGCUCCCACCGACGCUCGCCCGCCCAAGUACACUCCUCUUCCCUCGCCCAGCGGCGGCAGCUACGACCCGUGCUCGGGCCUCUACGAUUCCGCCCAGUGCUGCGCCACCGACGUCCUCGGGGUCGCCGACCUCGACUGCGACACUCCCCCCAAGGCUCUGACCUCGGCCAAGCAGUUUGGCGAGACUUGCGCCAAGAUUGGCCAGCGCGCCCGCUGCUGUGUCCUCCCCGUUCUCGGCCAGGCUGUCCUCUGCCAGACCCCGGCCGGCCUCUGAUUUCGUAUCUGUCAAACAACACCACCACCAUCAAUCACUGUGGGGUUUGCGGAUAGAGGUCCUCUUGUCACGGACAUCCAAAAGUUAUUGCUUAGUGGUGGUUUGAUGCGAAGUUUGGCCACUGUCACCUGCAUGAUACUGCAGGAAGCAAUGUUCAAGCACUGGGCAAGAGCACCAAAAGGCCCUAUAUGGAUUGUCAUGACGUCUCAGGCCUGCAGUUCCUGUGGCUCUCAAAUGGCGGUCCUUGAUUGAUUGGAAAAGAAAGGGGUUUAUUGUGCUACUUACAUUCAUGUGAUGGAAAUUGUGGAGGGGUCACUACGAGAAAACAAUAUGACUGGCAUGGGAUUACGCAGUGAUGUUCUGUCGUUUCUUAAUAUUAGACUAGUUUACAGGAGAAUGUCACCCUUGGUUGCAG